This is a messenger RNA of Lycium barbarum (goji berry), 2021 nucleotides long. RefSeq lists its product as uncharacterized. The transcript has 4 exons. Lineage: Eukaryota; Viridiplantae; Streptophyta; Magnoliopsida; Solanales; Solanaceae. The record is from RefSeq and is a predicted model, not a curated record. The coding region runs from base 160 to 1638 and encodes 492 amino acids.
CUUUUAAUACACUUUAGUUAAUGGAAUCUUGACUUAAAAGAAGACUUUUCUUUUCCAUGUUUCAUACAAAUCAGUAAAGUUGAGUCACUGUAUUUACUCUCAACUUUCAAUCAUCUGUCCAGAAAAGUGAUUGUUUUUGCUCUCAAAUUCUCAGUUAAAAUGUCUGCCAGACGCCAUCAAUCUGAUGAAGUCCCUAAGGUUAUCAAACUUAAGAUUAUAAUGGACAAGACUAGAGACCGAGUAAUAUUUGCAGAGUCGGACCAUGAGUUCAUUGAUACACUGUUUUCAUUCUUGACACUCCCUUUAGGCACUAUUCUAAGACUUCUUGAUAAAGAUAUGGUUCAACUUGGAUCAAUAAGCCGGGUUUACGCCAGUGUUUACUCCAUUGAUCCAAAAUUCAUGCAUACAAGCCAUUGUAAAUCCAUGUUGCUCAUGCCUAGAAACACAUCAGAGACUCAUUGUGGAAAGUUGAAGCUCAAUGUUGACCAUUCGGAGAAUGCAGGGAAGUUGUUUUGCUGUUCUAACUAUCAGUGUAGAAAAUUGGUCAGUUUCUUGCAGAAUAUGCGGUGCUGCGGGUGUGGAAAUUUGAUGGUGCGUUCGACAAGACUUUUUGAGGAGGAAGAGAAGGGAAGUUGUGGGGAAGAAAGUGCAGUUGAAGUUUUUCUAAAGGGUGGGGCAGCAAGUUUUAUGAUAACAGAUGAUUUCCAGGUAAUGCCAGCCUCAACAGCUAGUUAUGUAGAAUUGUUUGAAAAGCUUGAAGUCAGUCACAGGAAUGAGAUUGAGGCAGUGACUAUGGAAGUUGGCAUCAAGGAGGUACUUCAACUGCUGAAAUUCUCAUUGCUCUCCACGACACCUUUGACAAAUAUGGUACUGUCUAGCAAGGAAAACUGGGUAAGAGAUACAUCAAAGUUUAAAGAUGGUCCAACAGCCAAGUCAGACAAGAAGGGCAUACCUCAGAACAUAAAUAGUAUGAGCAUGAAGCUUAUAGUUAGCAAAAGUAAGAAAAAAGUGUUGUAUGCAGAAGCUGGGGUUGAGCUUGUAGACCUCCUUUUCAGUUUCCUCGCAUUCCCUUUAGGGGCUGUCGUAAAGCUUCUAGGUUGCAACUCAAAACUUGAUUGCAUAGACAAUUUGUACAAAGGUGCUGAUGAUUUGAGUUCACGAAACUAUUUCAAAUCAGAAGAGUGCAAAAACAGGCUACUCUCUCCAAAAUUGUAUCCACACUUUGGUUACAACAGUCAUAUACUUCAGCUCGAAGAGGAAACUCCAAAAUGUAGGCUUGACAGAGAAAAUUUAGCCCUACCUUUGUUACAACAAUCUGACAAAGCAGCACGAAAUGUAGCUGUCAUUUUGGACCCAAAGUCUCCAACAGGAGAAACUGUAAAUGGGGAAGGAUACUUGAGAGGGCCUGCAACAUUUAUGAUAAUGGAUAAUUUGCUAGUCUCUCCUUUUUCCCCUACCUCAAGCAUAGCUCUACUUAAGCAAUUGAAGGUGCCAACCAGUGACGUGGAGGAACGCAAUGUCAUUGUCGGAAAGGAUGAGGCCCUGAAUUUGCUGAAAGCUUCUUUAAUUUCAAAAACAGUUCUGAAUGAUGUUUUCAACAGGAGGGAACCCUCUCCCGAGAUUAUGCUAAAAGUUUAAACUUUCAACACAACGGAUACGUGAUCAUCGUGGUAUGAGGUGUUCAUCUUGCACCCCUAAGUUUUUGCUUAUAUACAAAUUUGCUUGGUUUGUAAGAGAUUGUUAUUGGACUAAGACGACUUAAAUGGAGCGAUGUGGACAAUGAAGAUUCAUAUCGCUGAUUACAACUUGCUUGAGCUUGAAGCGUAAUUGUUGUUGUACUAGAUCACAGUUAUAUCAUCGAUUGAGCUGAGUGUGGAUGAUAUAGGUUGUAAAAACAUUACUUUUGUAUCUGUUUGCCUAGGGAACAAUGGUGAUAUCAUCUGACUAAUGGUGGCCAAAAAAUUCUAUAACCCUUUAUUUCAAAACGGUAAAGGUAUUUUAUAAAGCUUUCAUUGUUCCUA